Acanthosepion pharaonis is the source of this 2148-nucleotide messenger RNA. The record is from the annotation of a GenBank genome assembly. Lineage: Eukaryota; Metazoa; Mollusca; Cephalopoda; Sepiida; Sepiidae.
AUGGCGUUCAACUGGCGAUGGCAGCAGAGGCGUGAGUUAGGGCUUAAGCCCGAACUUGGGAGCCUGUCGCAGCUUUACUGUGGCCUUUAUUCUAAUUUCAAAGCAGUCCAGACUUGGGAACCAGACAAGACUUCAGACCAUCCACACCAUGGGGGUAUCUUUAACUUCGAUUUUUCACCAGAGGGGUCAAUGCUCGUGGCUGCCUGUGAGCGUCAAAGUAUUUUGCUGUUUGAUCCUUUCAAUGCAAGAUUGGUCGGGCACAAAUCCAAGGCCCACACAGACUGUGUCAACUGCGUCAGAUUUCUCGAUUCUCGGGUUUUUGCCACUUGUUCUGAUGACACAACCGUUUCUUUAUGGGAUGUCCGUUUCUUGCGACAUGAGAUCCGAACGCUGCGUGGCCAUUCCAACUGGGUAAAAAAUAUUGAGUAUGAUGCUGAUCACAGUCUUUUGUUAACAUCUGGGUUUGAUGGCAGUAUAUACACAUGGGAUAUUAACAGCUAUUCUGUAAAUGAACCUAACUUUAAACGAGUUUUCCAUACACGUGGCUUGAUGCGAUCAAAGUUGACUCCCGAUUCCUCCAAAUUAGUCAUCUCCACAACUGAAGGUUACCUGAUCGUCAUCCACAAUCUGGACCUGUCCUGCCUCGAACAGGACUUGCGAGGUUUCAAACCCAAGUUUUACCGGUUUAUGCAAUUAGUACAGACCCCACGACACAGCACCACUCUCUACAAUCAUGUCUUUGAACGACAUCGAAACAGGGUUGAAUUCAUCAGUGAUUUUCCUGGAAGAGACGAAGCCUGUGUGAUUGCUUCCCUUCAGAUUCACCCUCAAGGUUGGUGUUGUUUGUCCCGGAAUACAAGCAGUGAUGAAAAUUCUGAGUGGACGUGUCUGCAUGACAUUCAAGAAAUGAAGACAGAUUUAUCGGAAAACGAAGAUUUAGAUGAUGUAGAAGAUGAAAUGCUUGACUAUAAUCCACAGCCAUCAACAUCUGGAGAACAGGUGCACCGUCGACCAAUUGGCUCCAUGUCUCCGAUCCCUACCAGAUCACGUUCGCCAACUUCCAAUUCUCGGUCCUCAAGUCCUUCUUGGCUGAUCUAUGUCCAUGUCCAGUCUCCAACACCAGAGAAUUCGGCAUCUGAUGACGAUGAUAAUUUGGAACCGGACGAUUAUGAUGACGAUUCUGAUCCUGCAGAAUUUGUACCCCGGGAACGUGCUCGGCCUACUCGUAACCGGAUGGUGUAUUACCGGACUCCCAGAGUUGAUACAAGUCCUACAUCUAAUGGUCAGGGUAGUAGCAACAAUGGCGAGACAACUAAUGACCAUUCCGGUUCUACAAGUUCGGCACCUCAGCCAGACCAAGGUUGGCAUCCUGUAGUGACCCCAGUUCAGGAUCUGCUAUCAGGAAUUAACCCUUCCAGGGUGGGAAGUCGCAGAUCAACAGCUGUUUUAGGCAAUGGGAAUUAUUAUUCUCCGAGCAGCGAGACUGCACCAAGUGCUGCCUCUGUGGGUUCUCCUGUUGCAGGAGCCAGUAGCGGUAAUGGCGGCAGCAACAGCAGCAAUAGUAGUAGCAGUGGAAUUGGAAGCAGUAGUGAGCAGGGCUCUUCCCAGAGUCCCGUAGAUUACACGUUUAUUUUCCGCACGGGAGGUCAGCAGAAACGAACGCUGGCUGUGUGUUCGGACAUCAAACCUUAUCCUUCUCACUUGUACAAAAUUCAUAAAAACCGACCCCGUCUUCUCUACUAUAGCGAGGAACCAAAUGUUGGGCGAGGCUUCAUCAAGGAACUCUGUUUUAGCCCUGAUGGUCGCCUUAUCUGUUCCCCCUUUGGGUUCGGGACUCGCCUGCUUGCCUUCAACCCCCAUUGCCUUGAACUUCCUGAUUGCGUCCCAUCCCGGCCCUUAAAGAUGUCAAUAAAUCUUCUUUCCUCCCCUUGUUCUCUUCUUUCUUCCUCUCCUUGUUCUCUUCCUUCUCCUUGUUCUCUUCUUUCCUCCUCUCCUUGUUCUCUUCUUUCUUCCUCCCCUUGUUCUCUUCUUUCCUCCUCUCCUUGUUCUCCUCUUCUUGUUCUUUUUCUUCUUGAUCUCUCGUGUUUUUAUCAUUCGUCCACCGCAAAAAAAACCCCAAAAAAACACUCGACUAUGCGACGAUCGUAG